This is a messenger RNA of Lodderomyces oxycetoniae, 1083 nucleotides long. RefSeq lists its product as uncharacterized. The record is from RefSeq and is a predicted model, not a curated record. The transcript has a single exon. Gene Ontology annotation, molecular function: protein serine/threonine kinase activity. The coding region runs from base 1 to 1083 and encodes 360 amino acids. Lineage: Eukaryota; Fungi; Ascomycota; Pichiomycetes; Serinales; Debaryomycetaceae. Gene Ontology annotation, biological process: protein phosphorylation; positive regulation of Ras protein signal transduction.
AUGCUUCCUUGCCAGAGAGUUUAUCAAGAAAAUGUACUAAAGAAACUGCUUCCAUCAUCAUCACCAUCUUCCUCCUCCUCCUCUUCUUCGCCUGCUAAAGAGAACAAGGAGAAACUAAAAGUGACAGAUUAUAAUGUGCAGCUAGACUAUCAGCUAUCAUCUAAGGAAGAUGUGGUUGUUGCGAUCAACACAAUACUCACAAAUCGAUGGUCUGAAUCGACAGAGCUUCAUGAUAAGUACAGAUUGAACCAUUUAAAAGGAACUAGUUUAGAGGAAGUUAUCUUUCAAAUCAAAAAUUUGUCAAGUAGCUCAAAAGCAGAACUUGUCACAUUUAGACAAUCACUACCAUCGGGGGUAGUUACUGUAACUCAGCUAUACUCUAUUUUCCAUACCCAAGGAAACACGUUUGUUGAUAAGUCAUUAGAGUUGAGUAUACGACGAGGCAUUGUUCGGAAAUUCAUUAUUAGUAAUGCUUCUCCUGUGAUACUGAGAUCUUUGAAUGCUUUUCAACUGAAGAAAGUUACCUAUGGAUUUGAAAAUGUUGAAAUAGUUGCUUUAAGUAAGCAUUUUGAUAAGGUUAUAGAAGAGUCUGUCAACGCCAUGAAAGCCAAAAACGACGAAGAAGCUAGAGGAGUCGUAAGCAGCCUUGAGAAGUUUCAUGACUUUGUCAGGUUGAAUCCACAGGAAAUGUUCAUAUCUUCUUUUCAUUUUACAGAGGCAGAUAUUUCAAAUUUGAUGCGCUUGGGUUAUAUAACGCUUACGUCUAAUCAUUUCAACGAGCAAGAAAGUCACUAUUCAAUUGCAUAUCCUGGGUGCGGAACUUUCCUCAAGUUAGUAAACGAGUGCAAGAUAUGGCUAGUAAAAGCUUUAAAUAAGACAAAGUAUAAAGAAUUAUUAGAGGACGAACUAUUCCGUAGAUGGCUGGGUGUAAAUCCUGAAGGAGAUCCAAAGUUGAAUAAUUUUCGCAAACCAUAUUUCGGUUAUGAUUUGCAUUGGGUAUUGGCUGAUGCUUUGGGGUGUGGUAUAAUUGAAGUUUUUAAUACUCCCGUGGGGAGAGGAUGGAGAUUAACUGGUAAAUUAUAA